Messenger RNA from Coniosporium apollinis CBS 100218, 3435 nucleotides. RefSeq lists its product as uncharacterized. The coding region runs from base 1 to 3435 and encodes 1144 amino acids. The transcript has 2 exons. Gene Ontology annotation, molecular function: ATP binding; ATP-dependent chromatin remodeler activity. The record is from RefSeq and is a predicted model, not a curated record. Lineage: Eukaryota; Fungi; Ascomycota; Dothideomycetes.
AUGCGCAAAUCGGAUUUCUUUGAUCAAGUAUGGCAUUCGAUUCAGAAGCUGGUGCUUGAGAAACGGAUAAAAGUGUACAUCAAGGAGAUAUGCGCCGAUCGGGUAACAGCCUUUCGGAUAUAUCUACUGCCUCACGACGUCGGCAGAAGUCGCAUCGAACGCAGCAGCAAUUCCCGCAACUCGGCACUGGACACGCUCAUGGCAUCUAUCAAUGUAUCUCCCCAAGCUUGGUCCGACCCGGAUUCCGCGCAUGAGCAGCAGCACUUCGACCGUUGGGCUACAGCAGAUAAGCAGUCGUUGUUCUACAUGUUCAACACACUGCCGUCUCCGUCCCCACAGCCGGAACGAAUACAAGACAAGUACUCAAGACUCGCCGUCGAGGAGCUGUUAGAUUCUGCUUCGUGGGUGUCUGGCCUCAAGACGGCACUGUAUCCGUACCAAGCACGAUCAGCCGCCUUGAUGGUCCAGCGAGAAUCGGCGCCUGAGCUGCAACUGGACCCCAGACUCGAGCUUAGGCACGCACCAGAUGGACAGCCGUUCUACUACUGGGCGCAGGCUGGAAUAUUUCUGAAGAACCCACGGUACUACGAAGCAAACAAGGGAGGCAUUUUAGCAGAAACUAUGGGUCUGGGCAAAACUCUCAUCUGCCUUGCAGUCAUACUGGCCACGAGAGAUCACCUCCCUCACAUCCCUCCACAGUAUCAGCAGAGUACGACAACCCGCGAGAAAGUGGGAAGUCUUGUAGAUAUGGCCGUCGCCACUGCGAACCGCCAUUCCAUUCCGUGGAAAGCGUUCUUCCGACGGCUUGAGGAUGAGACAGGUGAAGCUAUGACGCGAUGCGUGAAUGAGCUUGAGGCUGCCUCAGCCCGCUAUAUCAUACCUGCGAAGCCGCCCAGACCGCAGAGGAGAAGUCUGCCCAGCCCUCGUGAGAUCACGAUGUGCAGUGGCACCAUCCUGGUAGUGCCGCCAAAUCUAGUACACCAGUGGCAGGCCGAAAUACAAAAGCACGUUGUGGACGGUUAUCUCCGCGUCUUCUUCGCAGUGCAGCCGACGACGAAGUUACCAUCUGUCGCCGAGCUCUCCACGUACGACCUUGUCAUUUUCAGCCGACCUCGGUUCGAACGAGAAAUUAGCGAUGGCUCAGACAAGCAAGGGAGGCGAACACAUAAAGGUCGCCAGCUUGGCUGCAACUGUUCCUACAUCGGCAGCUCACGUACUGUUGACUGUUACUGCUUCCGGGAAAAGAACGUGUACGAUUCGCCUCUGAAGAAACUUCACUGGCUUCGGAUCAUCAUAGACGAAGGCCACAACUUCUCCUCUGCAAGCUCCCACGCGGUUACUGUGGCAGACAAGCUGGUCAUCGCAGAUCGGCGGUGGGUCGUAAGCGGCACGCCUGCUAAAGAUCAACUGCUGGGAGUUGAAGUCGAUCUUGCGGUCCACGAUGAUGGUGCCGAUGUUGAGGUCCGCCAAAGCCGCGAGAUGAUGCUGGAGCAACGCAAGGACUUCAGCAUACUUGAAGACGCAUCAGAUGCCAUCAGCAGCCUGGGAUCACUCGCGACCAACUUUUUGAAGGUUCAGCCAUGGGCCACGUCAGAUCGCGAAGAGAGGAUCUACUGGGACGAUUACGUAUACAGACAUGAACAUCUCACGCGUCGGACAUACUCAGGCUUCUCACUUUGUCUGCGAAGAGCUCUGGAGCAGCUGGUGGUGAAGUCACGGUUUGCAGAUGUUGAGAAGGACAUCGCGCUGCCUCCCUUACACCAUCGCGUCGUUCUGCUGGAGCCUUCAUUCUACGACAAGCUCACGGCAAAUCUGUUCAUCCAGGUCCUCCGAGCGAACGCCGUCACGAGCGAGAGGACCGACACUGACUAUCUCUUCCACCCAAACAGUCGGAAAGCACGCUACCAGCUAAUCACCAACCUCCGACAGAGUAACUUCACGUGGACUGGCUUCAGCGAGGAAGACGUUCAGAAAACGCUCAAGGUUAGCGAAGAGUACUUACUGAAGGAGGAUACUUCCUGUACAGACACGGAUCGCCGGCUCCUUGAAGAGAGCAUCGCGCUUACCAAGGUCGCGGCUGAAUCGCCGGGCUGGAAGGCCCUCAGCUGGGCGCAUGAGGUCGGCAUGUUCGUUGAAGACUGGCCAAGGGAUUCAGCUGCUUCGUGGUCGCUUGGGGGAUCAGGAUCGGCGCCGCCAUUGCUGGUCGGAAUAACUCAGCUGCUCAAGGCGCAAGCGCUUGUCGACAGCCAGCUGUCCGCUACAGAUCCUACUCACGGUCUUCAGGCAGCUGGCAACGCCGCCAAGGCAGAAAUAAAUGAGGUUGAGGAACGAACCGCCGAGGUCAAGAAGAAGAAAAACAACGAAAUUAUGACAUCCAAGAGCGUUCCAUCAUCAUGUGUUCUGGAGGAAGUUGCGGCUUCGAAGCGGCACCCUGUCUCUACGCCAGGAAAGACAAGCCCAAAAAAGGGGGCCUCAAUGGCCUGUGCGCCUGGUGCCGGCGACGGAGCUAGUAUAGCGCUACGAACCGCAUCGCCGAAGAAGCGCAUCGCCCAAGAUGAGACCGACCACGAGUUGAGCGAAGACUCGCCGCUGAAACAAACCAGCGUCAUCGGCACGACCUCCUCGAAGCUCAGCUAUCUCCUCGAGCAGAUCAGACUCCACCAUGAGCAGGAGAAGAUCCUCAUCUUCUACGACAGUGAUAACAAUGCCUACUACAUCGCCCAAUGCCUCGAGUUACUCCACAUCAAGCACCGCAUCUACGCAAAGUCACUCAAGAACAAGCUUCGCUCGCAGUACGUCGUAGCGUUCCGCGAAGACCCAACUAUAAGGGUCAUGCUCCUAGACAUCAGAUGCGGUGCCCUGGGUCUCGACAUCAACAGCGCAAGUCGGAUCUACUUCAUCAACCCGUGCAACCGGCCGAACAUCGAGGCGCAAGCCAUCAAGCGUGCACACAGGAUCGGUCAAACGAGGCCAGUGUAUGUGGAGACGCUGGUGGCCAAGGGAACCGUCGAAGAAGCAAUCUUCGAGCGAGCAAAGGCCAUGACAAGGACUGAGCACCAAGAAACGAAGACGCUUGAGGACGACCAGAAGAUCAAGGACAUCGUGAUGGAGGCCCCGGCCAUUCCUGUCGAUCCGGCGGAGGCGUUCGGUGAGAGGCAGAUGGCUAGGCUGCAGACUCCGCUGCAGGUCUUUGGCAGACCUGGUCGCGGUCAGGCACGCAUCGACAGCGUUGACACCCAAAGCAACGGUGAUAAGACUUUGGAGAGCCCGGCGAAGCGCCAACGAACCGUGAAGCCGACGCCUAAGAAAGCUAAACCCGCUACUAAGAAAGGUAAGCGGGUGCCAGCUCUAAGUGAUGUUGUCCGAGUUGCAACACCCGCGGAGGCUGAAGGAGAGCCUUCGCUCAGCUUGUUCGGAGGUCCUGCAAACGCUUGA